GUUCAACUUUUACACACAUUUAAAUUUUUACUUUUUAUUUGCAUUUCAAUUUUAAAUAUCAGCUGAUGUCGCAGUUAUUUCUGGCGCAAUGCCGCUCUCUUCUUCUCGACCAACUGUCACUUUUCUGCUCACGCUUUCUACUGCUUUGCAAUGUUUUUCCCACAUUGUUGUUGUUAUUGCAAUUCCGUGUAAAUUCGCCAAUGCGAAAUUGGUUUAGAACGCGUCGGUGUCGGAAGGUGGUUCCAUUUAGAAAUUCUUGUGCCAAAGUGAUUAAAAAUAAUUAAUUAUAUUAAAAAUUAAUAAAACUACAAUAAAUUAAAAAAACUUAUGUGUAAUUAAAGUGUGAUAGAUCCAAAAUAUGCUGCAAGCUUCAACUGCUGCAAAAAGCCGGUUUCAAUUAAAGCAUAUUCAACGAAAGUGCAAAACGUAAAACAAAACAAAAUGUCAAAAUCUGUUCAAAGCGACCCCUAUGUGUCAAUAAAUGUAUUUGAUGAAAAACAUGAGUUGUUCAACAGACUGCAGACACUACAAGAAUUUUAUUGCAAUGAAUUUGGUUCAAAACCCAACUUUUUUGUUCGUGUGCCGGGACGUGUUAAUAUCAUAGGCGAGCAUGUGGACUAUUGUGGCUAUCCAGUACUACCAAUGGCUAUAGAUCAGUGCAUUUUAUUGGCUGUUGGAUAUACAGAGGAAAAUAGUUUUUUACAGUUGAGAAAUUUACAAAGUUCCAAAUUUCCAAACUACAAAUGUGAUUUGCAAUCCAUUAAAAUCGAACUACCUGAAGCGGGUGGUCCAGAAUGGUUUAAAUAUUAUUUGUGUGGCGUCAAAGGCAUAUAUGAAAAUAACAACGAAACCCUAAAACCCAUUGGUAUGAAAAUUGCUUUAAGUGGUAAUAUACCACCAGCUUCGGGCUUAUCAAGUUCAAGUGCUCUAGUCAGUGCAGCAGCCUUGGCUACCGCUCAUGUGCAUCGUUUACCAUUAGAACGGAAAAUACUAGCUUCCAUAUCAGCCCAAUGUGAACGUUAUAUAGGUACACAAGGUGGUGGUAUGGAUCAAGCAAUUGCUUAUUUAGCUCAAGCAGGUUGUGCACAAUUUAUCGAAUUUCAUCCCGAACUAAAUGCAACACCUAUUUGCCUACCAGAGGGUGCAUGUUUUGUGGUAGCGAAUAGUUUGGCAGAAAUCAAUAAAGCUGCUUCAUCCGAUUUCAAUGAGCGAGUUGUGGAGUGCCGACUUAGUACGCGUCUAAUUGCCAAGAAUAUGAACUUCAGUAAUUGGAGCGACUUAAUACGAUUCGCACAGUUGCAAGAAAUGUUAAGUUGUACACUCACUGAAUUGGAAGCAAUUACUAACAAGUAUUUACCAAAAAAUAUUUAUACACGUGAAGAAAUUUGUGAGGAAUUAGAUAUCUCUAUUGAUGAAUUUGUAAACAAGUUCCUAACGCCCAAUACGCGGCAUAUGCCGAAGUUCAAAUUGAGACAACGUGCACUACAUGUAAUACAAGAAUCACUGCGAGUUGCCAGGUUCCGCGCUAUUUGCGAGCAGACAAAUGAGGCUAAUGGUACACAGCAUCUUAACAAUGGCAACUUGACUAACGUUUGUGUCACAAAUGAUGGUGCGUGCAUGCAGCACCUAAAGAAACUAGCAAUCUUAUCAGAAUUGAUGCGUAAGUCGCAUCAUAGUUUACAAGACUUGUAUGAAUGCUCACAUCCCGAUUUAGAUCAAUUGGUGGCCAUAUCCGAUGCAGCGAAUGUUGGUGCACGACUUACUGGCGCAGGUUGGGGUGGUUGUAUUGUUGCGUUAUGUGAUUCUGUGGAGGCAUGCGAGAAAUAUAUGCGUGAAUUAAAGAAUAAAUACUAUCUGCAGUUGCCAUCCCACAUUUUAGAGAUGCAUCAGCACAAUGAUUUUAAUGAUGUUGUCUUCGCCACGUUUCCGCGUAGUGGUGCUGAAAUACUGCAUAUUUCGGAUGAAAUAAAUAAAUAGUAUUAUGAAUCGAUUUCUAUAAGCAGACAGGUGCAGUAUUUUAAUAGCAAAUUCCUUUUAUCCCUAG
This is a messenger RNA of Teleopsis dalmanni, 2044 nucleotides long. Its product is annotated as N-acetylgalactosamine kinase-like. Gene Ontology annotation, biological process: carbohydrate phosphorylation; galactose metabolic process. The transcript has 6 exons. Lineage: Eukaryota; Metazoa; Arthropoda; Insecta; Diptera; Diopsidae. The record is from RefSeq and is a predicted model, not a curated record. Gene Ontology annotation, molecular function: galactokinase activity; ATP binding. Gene Ontology annotation, cellular component: cytoplasm; cytosol. Bases 442 to 1977 code for a protein of 511 amino acids.